This is a messenger RNA of Pterocles gutturalis (yellow-throated sandgrouse), 414 nucleotides long. RefSeq names its product MORN repeat containing 3 (gene MORN3). The record is from RefSeq and is a predicted model, not a curated record. The transcript is spliced from 3 exons. The annotation marks the transcript as partial. Lineage: Eukaryota; Metazoa; Chordata; Aves; Pterocliformes; Pteroclidae.
GGCUAUGGGGAGACAUUUUACCCCAGUGGGGAGCGCUACGAGGGCGAGUGGAACGGUGGGCUGCGGAGCGGCUGGGGACGGAUGUACUACCAGGACGGAUCCAUCUACGAGGGCCAGUGGCUGGAGGACCGGCCUGGCGGGCAGGGAAUGCUGCGGCUGCCAAAUGAAAAUCGGUAUGAAGGAGGUUGGAAAGAUGGAAUGAAGCAUGGCCCAGGGAAAUUUUUCUACUUGGAUAAAGGACAGUUGUUUGAAGGUAUCUGGGCAGCAGAUAUACCAAAAUGUGGAAUGCUGAUUGACUUCGGCAGAGACGAAGCUCCUGCCCCUACUCAAUAUCCAAUCCCAAAGAUUGAACUAGCUGAUCCAGAUGGUGUUUUAGCAGAGGCCCAGGCGAUGUUUGAUGACAGCCAGAAUUAA